AUGGCCUCACUGCCUCUGCUCGUGUGUUUCAUCCUUUGCACCUACAACUCCCUCGCUCAUGGAGGCAACGAGGAGGAGCACGUGCUUGUAGCGGUGCCAACCAGCAGGUACUCUGAGCCAGCAGCAACAUGCUCCACGUCGUGGCUGGACGAGGGAAGCAACACUGUGUCCGUGCCACUGGUGCACCGCCACGGCCCGUGCGCGCCGUCGACGCGGAGCUCCGACGAGCCGUCCUUGAGCGAAAGACUCCGCCGAAGCCGUGCCCGCUCCAAGUACAUCAUGAGCAGAGCGUCCAAGUCCAACGUGAGCAUCCCGACACACCUGGGCGGCUCCGUGGACUCGCUGGAGUACGUGGUCACCGUGGGCUUAGGCACGCCGGCCGUGUCGCAGGUCCUCCUCAUCGACACAGGCAGCGACCUGUCGUGGGUGCAGUGCGCGCCCUGCAACUCAACCACGUGCUACCCGCAGAAGGACCCCCUGUUUGAUCCGAGCAGGUCUUCCACGUACGCUCCCAUCCCCUGCAACACCGACGCGUGCAGGGACCUCACCCGCGACGGCUACGGCAGCGACUGCACCAGUGGCAGCGGCGGCGGCGCCCAAUGUGGAUACGCUAUCACGUACGGAGACGGCUCGCAGACGACGGGCGUUUACAGCAACGAGACACUGACGAUGGCGCCUGGGGUCACCGUCAAGGAUUUCCACUUCGGGUGUGGCCACGACCAGGACGGUCCCAACGACAAGUACGACGGCCUCCUGGGUCUCGGAGGCGCACCGGAGUCGCUCGUCGUGCAGACAUCCUCGGUCUACGGCGGCGCCUUCUCCUACUGUCUCCCCGCUGCAAACGACCAAGCGGGGUUCCUUGCCCUCGGCGCCCCGGUCAACGACGCAUCCGGCUUCGUGUUCACGCCGAUGGUCCGAGAACAGCAGACAUUCUACGUGGUGAAUAUGACCGGCAUCACCGUAGGUGGGGAGCCGAUCGACGUCCCGCCGUCGGCGUUCUCUGGGGGCAUGAUCAUAGACUCCGGCACGGUCGUCACCGAGCUCCAGCACACUGCGUACGCCGCGCUGCAGGCCGCGUUCCGGAAGGCCAUGGCGGCGUACCCGCUGUUGCCGAACGGAGAACUGGACACCUGCUACAACUUCACCGGUCACAGCAACGUCACCGUGCCGAGGGUUGCACUCACGUUCAGCGGUGGCGCCACCGUCGACCUCGACGUCCCCGAUGGCAUUUUAUUGGAUAACUGUCUGGCUUUCCAGGAGGCAGGACCGGACAACCAACCUGGAAUCCUUGGCAACGUGAAUCAGCGCACACUGGAGGUGUUGUACGACGUCGGUCAUGGUAGAGUCGGAUUCGGGGCUGAUGCGUGCUGA
Molecule: messenger RNA, 1371 nt
Organism: Zea mays
Lineage: Eukaryota; Viridiplantae; Streptophyta; Magnoliopsida; Poales; Poaceae
Product: aspartyl protease family protein At5g10770
Exons: 2
Coding region: 1-1371 (456 amino acids)
Biological process (GO): proteolysis
Molecular function (GO): aspartic-type endopeptidase activity
Source: RefSeq, a predicted model, not a curated record